AUGACCAUCAUCACUACCCCGACCGGCACAAUGCCUCUGUCUUUCACGGUCAUCACGACCAUAGGAGGCACCUUGAGUACUAUCAUAUCCACUCCCACACCUACUACGUUCACCACCUCUAUCUCGGGCACAUUGAGGACCAUUACCUCCACGCCAAGUCCUACAACUCGCUUAUCAACCAUCAAGCCCUCCACCACGCUCAUCACCUUCACGACCAAACCAACAGCAACAGACAGCCCCGAUCGGGUCAUAACCGAUAUCGAAAAGUUCGGUUUUACUAAUGGCGACUACUUCGUCGGGAAGUUCCUCCCAAUCAUCCUUGCAGUCAUGAUUGCGGUUCCUCUCCGGAUCAUCGACCUCAACGCCAAGCUGUACCAGCCUUUCCACGCUCUCGCACGGGAAGGAGGCUCGUUGGGGAAAAGCAGCAUGACCUUGCAGUUUGAUGGCUGGAAAGGCUUCUUGACCCCCUUCGAGAGUUUAUUGCAGGGUCAUCCGGUCCCUUUCAUCACAACAUUAAUCAUAUUGUGUUCAUCUCUACUUGCACCUUUAGCGACGGAAGCUAUCGGGAUGAAACUUCAUGGCACUUGCAAGAUCACAGCAAUCGAGGGCUGUGGCAUCCAAUUGGGUGUCUCUCCAGUAUCAAGCUACGCGCUGGUCGCCCUGAUUGCCUUCAUCGUAUUCUUGCUUCUCGUCUUGCUCUUUUUCCUUCGGACUUGGGAAACAGGCCUCCAUGCCAACCCCUGGAGCAUAGCCGGAAUCUCCUCCCUUGCGCGCAACUCGGACAUUCGAUCGCAUCAAAUCGACUUCAAAGCCAGCGCAAAAGCGAUGACAGACAAGCGAUAUGGUUUUGGCUACUUCGAAAACAACCUCGGCCGCGACGAGUACGGCAUUAUCUACUGUGACGACUCAGCCCAGAGUCUCCAAGGCGCAACAGCUUCCGGCGCAAUUCCAGCAGACGACGAACUCACUGGCACGUACCAAAGGGACAUUGCAAAGAAAAGCCGUAAACCGGUGCCUUUCAUUGCACUUACGUGGUGGUGGCGACUCGGGUUCAUCUUCUUCCUCACUGCCUUGUUUAUCAUCAUAUUGUACUAUCAUCUCACACUGGGCGUUCGAACUUCUUUUAAAGACUUCAUGGAUAGUCAGACGUUUGGCGUUCGGUUCUUUUUCGCGGCGUUGGGUGUUACCAUUAUCUUCUGCUGGGAGUCUAUUUUCAUCACUAAGUGCACCGAACCCAACCUCAAUUUCGCUUAG
Colletotrichum siamense is the source of this 1254-nucleotide messenger RNA. RefSeq lists its product as uncharacterized. The transcript has a single exon. The coding region runs from base 1 to 1254 and encodes 417 amino acids. NCBI's taxonomy places the organism in Eukaryota, Fungi, Ascomycota, Sordariomycetes, Glomerellales, Glomerellaceae. The record is from RefSeq and is a predicted model, not a curated record.